AUGGCGAGAGAGAAGCUCGAUAGCAAGACAAUUGCUCAUCAAUUGCUUGUUGAGCUCCUAGUCCAUCAAUUCGCGUUUCCUGUAAAAUGGGUCGACACGCAAGAGAGUCUGCUCUCAGGCAAAGAUGCUGUGGAUCGCUUCAUCGAGUUUGGUCCUUCCAGCGUGCUGCUUGGCAUGGGUCAAAAGACGAUAAAGCGCAAAGUCCAGUCCGCGGAACGACCAGCAGAAGCCAAUGUCCAAUUUCUCGCCAUGGAAGAGCCGACAGCGCAGGAGCCAGCGCCUGAAGCUGCACCAGAAAGACCGCGGCUGACACGAGCAACGACGACCUCGACGAAGUUGCUAGAGCCUAUGACCCCGUCAGUGACUAUAGCGGAUGUGCCGGUAUCAGCGGAAGAGGUCGUUCGAGCUCUCGUGGCGAGGAAGUUAAAGAAGCCCAUACUCAGCAUUCCAACGACAAAGUCGGUGAAAGAGCUAUGCAACGGCAAAUCAACAUUGCAGAACGAGAUCGUGGGAGACUUCCACAGCGAGUUCACGAACCUUCCCGACAGGCCAGAAGACAUCCCUCUCAAGGAACUGGUGCCCGCAUCUGCCAGUGGCGGGAGUCUCAUGCUUGGCAGAGUAUCAUCGGCACUGUUGGCGAAACUCGUGUCCUCCAAGAUGCCCGCCCGCUUCAAUGCUGAUGCCAUCGGCAAGUAUCUUGCGUCCAAAUGGGGCCUUGGACCACUGCCAAGCGUAGCAGUCAUGCUAUUCGCCAUCGCCUCAGAGCCAGAAGCACGACUUGCUUCUCUGCCUGCAGCUGAAAAGUAUCUCGAUGAUACGGCAGCCAAAUACGCCGAGUGGGUUGGCAUUACACUACAAGCUCGAUCGGCUCAGAGUACUGCUGGUAACAGUGGCUCAUCAGGAGCAGUUGAUCCGACAGUCCUUGCGGAGCUUACCAAAACCAACACCAGAAUGGCCAAGAAGCAAUUCCAAGCACUGGCCGAGUAUCUGCAGGUCGAUCUGAUGAAGCCAUCAUCGACUCAGGAGUCGGAGGCGAUGGCAGCAGAGCUGCAACAGAAGCUCGAUGCUUGGACAGCCGAGUUCUCCGAAGACUUCUUGACUGGCGUUGCUUCGACGUUCAGUGAGAAGAAGAAUCGAAGGUACAAUGCUUGGUGGAACGCGGCAAGACAAGAUGUGUCGGCUCUGUUCACUGGUACACUUGCGGAACAGCUGUCGAACGACAAUGCAGCACUGGAUGCGUUUCUGGAUCGACUCAGCAACAGGGCAGACGACAGUUUGCUCGCCACGAUACGCAGUCUCAGCAGACGAAACCAGACCGAGAUCGUGCCCGGUCUGGCUGCCAUAGCUCAUCGCGCCGAGAAAGCAGUGUGUUCGUGCAUUGAUCGCCCAGCCACAGCAAAGGCACUUCUUCCAGCAACUCGGCCAAGAACCACAGUCUCAGACGAUGGGAACAUCAAGUUCACAGAGGUGGCGAGACCAGGCGUGAGCGGUCGUGCCGCCUACGUUGAUGUGCUGCAGUCGAAGACCCUCAAUGGAAAUCCAGCAGUGGCCCGCUUCAUCAGCCUCAAGUCGGCCGCCUCCAGCACAGACCUGACGAACGGCAUGCUAGCCCGGAUCAGGACAGCUCUAGACACAGGCAUGUCUUUCGCCGGGAAGAACAUCCUCAUCACAGGCGCUGGUCAAGGCUCCAUCGGCGCUGAGGUCGUCCAGAUCCUGCUGACUGGUGGAGCUCGAGUGAUCGUGACAACAAGUCGAGAGCCAUCGUCCACUGCCAAGUACUUCCAACAGAUGUGCGAGGAAAGCGGAGCGAAGGGGUCCGAGCUCAUCUUGACGCGAUUCAACCAAGCGAGCGCAAAGGACUGCGAGAAGUUGAUCGAUCACAUCUACGAUGCUGCCGGUCUCAAUCGCGACCUCGAUGCAUUGCUACCGUUCGCUGCAGCGCCCGAGGGUGGUACCGAGAUCCAGGAUGUUGGCGCGAAGAACGAGCUCGUGCACAGACUCAUGCUGGCGAGCGUCUUCCGCAUGCUCGGUCGAGUUAUCAAGAACAAGCGAGACCGCUCCAUCGACUGCCAUCCAACACAAGUCCUGCUGCCGCUAUCUCCCAAUCACGGAACGUUUGGUGGUGAUGGCAUGUACGCAGAGUCGAAGCUCGGAUUGGAGAGUCUGCUCAAUCGUGUCCAGUCAGAGUCGUGGUCGGACGAGUUGACGAUCUGCGGCGUGAAGAUUGGCUGGACACGUGGCACAGGCUUGAUGAAUGCCAACGAUAUCGUAGCCGAAGCCAUUGAGGACCAUGGUGUGCUCACGUUCUCGGUGCAGGAGAUGGCUUUCAACAUCGCCAUGCUGAUGACACCAGAACUUGUGGACCUUUGCGAGAAUGCGCCACUGAUGGCAGACUUUGGGGGCGGCUUGAGUGCUUUGGAAGACUGUGCCAAGAUUCUAUCAUCAGCUCGGACGGAGAUCAACACAGCUGCCGAAGUCGCCAGAGCUAUUAAGACAGAAGACGACCUCGAACGAGCAGCGACUCGAUCGGUAGCUGCACCAUCAAGCAAAUCGUCAGUAGCGAAGAAAUCGAUGCUGAGUGUCGGCUUUCCACGACUGCCUUACUUCGAGACAGAGCUCUCACCACUCGAGCACCUCCGCAAUAUGAACGACCCGGCAGAAACAGUCGUAGUCGUGGGCUUCUCUGAGCUCGGUCCAUGGGGUAGCGCACGCCUGCGAUGGGAGAUCGAAAGCAAGGGCAAGUUCAGCCAGGUCGGGUACAUGGAGAUGGCCUGGAUGAUGGACCUCAUCAAACAUGUCGACGGCCCAACCAAGACCGGCUACUACGUCGGCUGGGUGGACUCCAAGACCGGAGAACCUGUCCAUGAUGCCGACAUUGAGUCCAAAUACGGCGAGGUGAUCCGCAGCCAUAGCGGCAUCAGGUUCGUCGAUCCCGAGGGCAGCGCCGGCUACGACCCAGCCAAGAAAGAAUACCUCCACGAAAUCGCCAUCGAAGAAGACCUCCCCGAAUUCGAAGCCUCAACAGCCACGGCAGAAGCCUUCCGCCUCCGCCACGGCGCAAACGUCUCCAUAAUCCCCAUAGACGGCACCGAAAACUGCCGCGUCCAAGUAAAGCGGGGCGCCGCCAUCAAAAUCCCCAAAUCAGUCCCCUUCACCUGGGGUUCCGUCGCGGGCCAACUCCCCAAAGGCUGGUCUCCCAAUAAGUACGGCAUCCCCGAAGACCUGAUCCCACAACUCGACCCCGUGUCCCUCUACACCAUCUGCUGCGUCGCCGAGGCUUUCUACUCGGCAGGUAUUCCUGACCCGUUGGAGAUCUUCAAGCACAUUCACCUUUCCGAGAUCGGUAAUUUCCUCGGCUCCUCGAUGGGCGGUGCGCUCAAGACUAGGCAGAUGUAUCGGGACAUCUACUUAGAUCAGGACGUGCAGAGUGAUGUGUUGCAGGAGACAUAUCUCAACACUACCGGGGCGUGGGUAAAUAUGUUGUUACUUGGGAGUACGGGGCCGAUCAAGACGCCGAUGGGGGCGUGUGCGACGGGUGUGGAGAGUAUUGAUUCGGCUUUUGAGUCGAUUAUGGCAGACAAGACGAGGAUGUGUAUCGUGGGAGGAUUUGACGAUUUUCAUGAGGAUGAGUCGUACGGGUUUUCGAAGAUGAAGGCGACUGUGAACGUUGCGGAAGAGUUGGCCAAGGGCAGAUUGCCGAGUGAGAUGUCGAGGCCUACUGCUGAAAGCCGAUCUGGUUUCGUGGAAGCGCAUGGAUGUGGUGUGCAGAUCCUGUGCCGUGGUGACAUGGCGCUGGAGAUGGGACUGCCGGUCUAUGGUAUCAUUGCUGGCUCGACGAUGGCGGCUGAUAAGGUUGGCCGUUCGGUGCCUGCGCCUGGACAGGGCAUCUUGACAUUUGCCAGAGAGACCGGUCAGGCACAGUUGCAGACAUUCUUGGAGCAGACUGGCAGCGCACCGCCUUCGAGUGCGACACAAGCCUCGGAUGAUGAGAGUGGCUGUGGCUCACCAGCAACACUAGUCACGCCCCCAGGCUCUUCACAAGGGCCCAACGCUAUCAGGCGAUCGUCCUCUGGCCUGCGCAGCCAGCGACCGACUGUCUCGCCCUUGCGAGCAAGUCUAGAAACUUGGGGCCUGACCAUCGACGACUUGGAUGUAGCAUCUCUGCACGGAACCUCAACAAAGGCCAACGACAUCAACGAGCCGGAAGUCAUCUGCAAACAGAUGACCCACCUAGGCCGCACGCCAGGACGACCUCUCUGGGCGAUAUGUCAGAAAUCCGUGACAGGCCACCCAAAGGCUCCAGCAGCAGCAUGGAUGCUCAACGGCUGCCUGCAAGUCAUGGAUACACGCAUCAUCCCAGCAAAUCGCAACGCAGACAAUGUCGAUCCAGCUCUGCAGACAGCUACACAUCUCUGCUUCCCAACCAUCCCUGUGCAUGUCCAGGAUGUGAAAGCAUUCAUCUUGACCUCAUUUGGCUUCGGCCAGAAGGGUGGACAAGUCGUCGGCGUAGCACCAAAGUACUUCUUCGCUACUCUCGACGAGGAAGUCUACAAAGACUACAGUGUCCGCGUCAGGAAGCGCAGCAAGUUCGCCGACAGAGCGUACGCUAAAGCGCUAAUGUCGAAUGCGAUUGUGAAAGUCCAGGAUCACUCGCCGUACGCGCAGGAAGAUCAAUCUCGCAUCUUCAUGGAUCCUCUUUCCAGAAUAACAAAAGUGGCCGAAACUGGAUCCUACCACUUCGACGCCAAGGACAUCCGCAACGUCGCCGAUGUGAAAGCCAGGCUGACCCGCCUUGUGCGCGGCGAACGCCUCAACGCACGUCCAGAUGCCGCUAGUGGUCUUGCGCAAGCUGCGAAGUCUGCCCAGGCCUGGAUCGAGAAGCAGACGAAUGGUCGCAGCUCGCUGGACACAAGCACAGUUGGCAUCGAUCUGGUCGACCUCGGUGCCUUCUCGGCGCAUGAGAAUGAGACGUUCAUCGAGCGCAACUUCACCGAUCAGGAGAAGGACUUUGCUCGACAGAGUCUGGACCAGAAGAUGGCGUUUGCAAGCCGAUGGGCCGCUAAGGAGGCUGUGUUUAAGUGCCUGCAUACCCAGACGAAAGGGGCUGGGGCUGCGAUGAAGGAUAUUGAGAUUGUCAAGAGUGACAAUGCGCCAAAGGUGAAGUUGCAUAACGAUUGCAUCAGAGCUGGUCGUAAAGCUGGUUUGGAGGAGAUCCAGCUGAGCAUCAGUCAUGGCGAGGACUGUUUGAUCGCCGUGGCUAUUGGUAUUGCCGGCAAUGGGCCAGCGAAGUACACAUUGUGA
Molecule: messenger RNA, 5301 nt
Organism: Fulvia fulva
Lineage: Eukaryota; Fungi; Ascomycota; Dothideomycetes; Mycosphaerellales; Mycosphaerellaceae
Product: Fatty acid synthase alpha subunit hexA
Exons: 5
Coding region: 1-5301 (1766 amino acids)
Biological process (GO): long-chain fatty acid biosynthetic process
Cellular component (GO): fatty acid synthase complex
Molecular function (GO): magnesium ion binding; 3-oxoacyl-[acyl-carrier-protein] synthase activity; fatty acid synthase activity
Source: RefSeq, a predicted model, not a curated record